Acanthamoeba castellanii str. Neff is the source of this 264-nucleotide messenger RNA. RefSeq lists its product as uncharacterized. NCBI's taxonomy places the organism in Eukaryota, Discosea, Longamoebia, Acanthamoebidae. Bases 1 to 264 code for a protein of 87 amino acids. The record is from RefSeq and is a predicted model, not a curated record. The transcript has a single exon.
AUGCCCAUGGGCACCUUCAUGCUAUUCGGCACAUUCAACGGCAGCACCAACAGCACCGCCCUGGAUUUGCGACUGGCGCGAUGCCAUGAGGCCGGUCUGAUGCCCACCUUCCCAUGUGGUGGCAGUUUCCUCAUCCAGAAUGGCAUGGAUGGAACCCACGGAUUCCAGUUGGCCUGGGCGCAGACCGUCAAUGGAUGGUCAAGCUCACCUGCGCCACUGUCAACUCAAUCAUGGCCCUCAUUGCAGACUGGGCACAUCCACUGA